GUAUAGAGCAGUUGCAUCCUGGAGUCGUGUUCAGGGAAUUGGAAUCCCUAUGAUAACUGCUAUUGAAAUUUUCUCCAUUUGGCUUCUGUCCUUCAUACUGGCAAUUCCAGAAGCAAUCGGUUUUGCUGUCGUACCUUUCAGAUACAAGGAUGAGGGUUAUGUUACCUGCAUGCUCAAUCCUACAAAUAAUUUUAUGUUGUUUUACAAAGAUGCAAAGGAUUGGUGGCUGUUUGGUUUCUAUUUCUGCAUGCCACUGGCAUGUACUGCCAUCUUUUAUACACUAAUGACUUGUGAAAUGUUAAACAGAAGAAACAGCAACUUGAGAAUCGCUCUCAGUGAACACCUUAAGCAGCGUCGAGAAGUUGCAAAGACAGUUUUCUGUUUAGUAGUGAUUUUUGCUCUUUGCUGGUUCCCUCUCCAUUUGAGCCGAAUUUUGAAGAAAAUGGUAUACAAUGAAAGAGAUCCCGGCAGAUGUGAACUGCUCAGUUUCUUGCUGCCAUUGGAUUAUAUCAGCAUCAACCUGGCAACCAUGAACUCUUGUAUAAACCCAAUAGCUCUGUAUUUUGUGAGCAAGAAGUUUAAAAACUGUUUCCAGUCAUGUCUUUGCUGUUGCUGCUCCCAGUCUAAGAGUCUAGUGACUUCAGUGCCCAUGAAUGGAACAAGCAUUCAGUGGAAAAAUCAAGAACUAAACAAUCACAAUACAGAUCGAAGCAGCCAUAAAGACAGCAUAAACUGAAAAUUAAGAACUCUGAUAUCACUUCAGAAUCAAACAGGAAAGAAAAAGUCACAACAAAGCUAUUCCAACAGGAAGCCCAGUGACUGUUUCGUAAUCAAUUCAGACAUGUGCACCCUUGUACCUAAUUCUAGAGGUGACUGAAUAGAUUGACUGACUAUAACUGCAAUGUUCUGUGAACUGAGAUGCACUGGAUGGUAAUUCUGCCUCUGAAAAUGAUAUUGAUGUGAUUAUGACGCCAAAAAACUGACUUGAACUACACAGGUGGCUUGCUCUUCAGAACCAAGCAGGAACUGUCCAGUGUCUGUGACUGGUACAAUUCAAUCUUUUUACCCAAUUGUCACCUAGAAUUAAUCACUCUGGAAUUUUUCAGAAGAUAUCAAAAUGCAAUCUGUCUGUGACUCUAUUUUUUGUCUGGCCAUUUGUCUUUUCACUUUUAUUUGUGUGGUGGAAAUAUUCCAUGCACCAGUAUGUUUUGCAUGUUGUUGUUGUUGUUUUUCAGGUUUAUGUUGGAAAAUGUUUUGGUCCAUACCAGUAUUUUAUUUACUUAAUUUAC
Molecule: messenger RNA, 1289 nt
Organism: Leptosomus discolor (cuckoo roller)
Lineage: Eukaryota; Metazoa; Chordata; Aves; Leptosomiformes; Leptosomidae
Source: RefSeq, a predicted model, not a curated record